Molecule: messenger RNA, 589 nt
Organism: Periconia digitata
Lineage: Eukaryota; Fungi; Ascomycota; Dothideomycetes; Pleosporales; Periconiaceae
Source: the annotation of a GenBank genome assembly
UUCAACUGGUCGAGGACAGCCGUCAAGUCGGCAUUUUCUUUCUCUUCUUCUUUCUCCUCGGCAGUCUUGGCUACUGCCGCAGCAGCAAGAAGAUCGUCGGCCAGGACGUUUCGAUCUUUUUCCUAUGACAUGACGCUCUUCUUUCGUCCCAAUCCAUCUUUUGGCUUUGUCGUAUCAUCCUCGCCCGUCUCUGGAUUUACUUCGGGAGGACUCAUGGGCAGCGGGACUUUUUGCGCGCCAUUCAAGAUAGCUUCUUCGGGAUUCUUUUCGACCUUCUCUGCCACACCUCCCGGACCCUCAGUUGGACGUAUUGGCAGUGGAGGCGGUGUACCUUCAGGUUCUUGUGCGAUGAGAGCGAGCCUCUCAAGGAACUUCUGGUCUUCGUCGUCAAGCAUGGGCGACGCCGCUGGUUCCUCACCUGGGGUGCUCACGACUGGUGCAGGUGGUGGAGACGUCAGGGCUUCGGUAGGUUCGUUCGUCUGCUUUGACUGCCGCCGUAGCUUCUUCACAUUGAAAUAUAAGAGGGCCAUGGUGUAUGUGUCCAAGAUCCACUGUGCAGGAAGACGCAAAGUUCCAGUGAGCUUUUGAA